GCAAAAAGGGAAGAGAACUCGACGCGACAAACAGCCCAGACUACAUCUACUCAAUGCUCUGCUCUGAACUGAAGAAUUAGCUCUUAUGUCUGCGCAAAGGCUGUCCAAGAGACACAAAGUACCGCUUGAUCAAGCAAAGGGCUUUUCUCCCAAUAGUUCCGCCAAGAGACAAUGCGUCGAGCAAGGGAAACUCAAAUCCAGUCCUACGACGCGCUCUGGUAGUGCAAUACAAGUACGAGAUCCUGCGAGUGCCAUCAAGAAGUAUCAAGGUGAGCCUCUGAUAUCGAGUGAUAGCGAGUCGGAGGCUGAAACUUCUCUAGUUCCUGCUUCUAAGGCCCCCACCGAAGCAUCUGCUGCAUCGGAUGUAGGGCCUAAUGCUGAGCCUAUGGACAUUGAUGACGAAGACGAAGAUGAACUUGCGGUCAUGUCCUUACAAGUGACCCCGAAAGACCGGCCUAAAACCAAGAAAUAUGUCGUCGGUGGCGCCAAUUCAGACGACGAGUCCGAUGCUCAGCCGUCCCCAUCGAAACGCACGUCAGCUAGGAAUGCCAACGUUCUUCGUCAGGUUCUUUCUGAGAAACCUGUACCGCCCGUCACGCGCAGGAGCACAUCUCGAACGCCAUCUAGACAAAGUCUACGGACAAGCCCAGAGAUUACGAAGACAGCUUCACUUGAAGAGAUAGAGACCAUUGCACCAAGGACAUAUACACCAACGAAGUCAAAGCUCUCUCAAGUUGAAACCCCUACAAGAGCGUCAAAGCGUCUGGACAAGGUUUUUGAAAAAGUCGCCAGACCAUUAAAGCAAACUGUGAUACCUGAUGUACACCCGUCUGCAGAACAAGUUGCCAGUCUCAAAUCUCAAAUCCUCGCCAAAGUCAAUGCAAAACAAGCUUUGCCGUUGAUGGAUCUCGACAAGCCAUAUGAGAGUGUGCAUGCUCUGCUCAAGGAAACAAUCGAGCGUGCCGAAUCCAAUUCCGCACUGUUGCUUGGUCCUACAGCUUCUGGCAAAUCCGUCCUCAUCAAGGAAGUUCUUUCAGAUUUACGAGAGGCAGAGGAGCCGUUCAUUACGGUGCAUCUUGAUGGCAACAUUCACACCGACGAUCGCAUGGCGCUACGUGCUCUAGCACGACAGCUACAACCAGAUAGCGAGCCAGACUCUAUCGCAAACGCAGACAUGAUGACGGCUCUGCUCGCCAUUCUCUCCCAUCCCUCUGAAUUUGGCGAAGAUGGGCAAGCCCUCUCCAUUGUCCUGAUCCUCGACCAUUUCGAGCGAUUCACUCAACACCACCGUCAAGUCUUACUCUACAAUCUGUUCGAUAUUGCACAAAGCAAGAAAGCACCUGUCUGCGUGAUUGGACUGACUGCGCAAGUUGAUGCGUAUGAGAUGCUCGAGAAACGCGUCAAAUCACGCUUCAGUCAUCGUAUCAUUCAGAUGGCGCCUCCAAACACGCUUGAUAGUUUCCAGGAGCUCUGCCUCGCUGGCUUGACUUGCGAGGGUGACGAGACUGUGUCAUCUGCCUACCAAGAAGCUUGGAAUGCGCAUAUGAAGGGAGACGCGCAACUUGCUCGGUUCAUGGCAUACGUGUACUACACAUCCAAAGAUCCCCGGCAAGUCUUUGCGAGACUCGCAUUGCCGCUCGCUCAACAAAUCAGCGAGACGACACCGUUCCUUGAAUUUUCAAAGUUCAUCCCAACGCUUGAUCAUCAACCGAGUAUCAUGCCUCUUUCACAGGGCAAGAAUGAAUUGAUUCUAGGGUGUUCCAUGAUCGAACUUGCUCUCCUCAUUGCGAGUUGUAGACUGGAGAUCAAGCAUCAAAAGAUUAGCUUUGCUACAAGUUAUGACGAAUACGCAACUCUGGCACAUCGGACGAGUACGGCACAACGCGCAGAAGGGGUUGUCAACGUUCGUGUGUGGAGCAAGAAACUCGCUCGUGGUGCAUGGGGCAGGUUGGAAGGUGCUGGCUUGGUUGUUCCAUUGCAUGCGAAAAGUGCAGCGACAACAGGGGCAUCAGAGUUUGCGGCGGUUCGGUGUGAAGUGCAUUUGAUGGCAUUACAGGUCAUGCUCAAGGAAACAACACUCAUCAAGCAUGCCAUGCAGACGUGGCUCAGAUUAUAGAAGCAACAAGAGGCAUCAAAAGAGGCUUCAUCUAGAGUAAAGAAAAGAGUGUGAUGCCAAAGAGGAUGGUCAGACCAAGCACUGGCAUGAUUGUCCAUCCAGACCAAUAAAUGAAGAAGAGGAGUUCCACGCCCGAUAGAGCAAACAAGAAGACAGCAUAACCAAGUGGUUGCCUGCUGGCUGCUUUUUGCAUGUGGUUGAAGUUGGCGCCAAGAAUGCCGAACCAGCCCAUCAAGAGCACCAAAAAGGCCCCUAGGGCAGCCAACGCGUACAAGCCGGAGAGGAAGACGGGUGGCAUUCGCUGGUCGGGCUUGAAGGUGUGAUGAAUGGU
Messenger RNA from Protomyces lactucae-debilis, 2447 nucleotides. Its product is annotated as origin recognition complex subunit 4 C-terminus-domain-containing protein. Gene Ontology annotation, molecular function: DNA replication origin binding. Gene Ontology annotation, biological process: DNA replication initiation; DNA replication. Bases 86 to 2116 code for a protein of 676 amino acids. The record is from RefSeq and is a predicted model, not a curated record. The transcript has 2 exons. Gene Ontology annotation, cellular component: nucleus; nuclear origin of replication recognition complex. NCBI's taxonomy places the organism in Eukaryota, Fungi, Ascomycota, Taphrinomycetes, Taphrinales, Protomycetaceae.